Messenger RNA from Oryctolagus cuniculus (rabbit), 7993 nucleotides. The record is from RefSeq and is a predicted model, not a curated record. Lineage: Eukaryota; Metazoa; Chordata; Mammalia; Lagomorpha; Leporidae.
GCCUGCGUCCUCGGCGUGCGGCUGCCCACCUGGCGACGUGACGCUGCACCAAUCCCCUUCCAGCGGCCGCCGGCCCCUCGCCUCGCACCGCCCCCCUCCCCACCCUGAAAGAGGCGCACCCUGCCGGGGCAGACGCUGCGCUCUCGCCGCCGAGCACCCCUCGGGCUUCUUCUCCGUCUCUGGGACAGACGCUCCUGCUCUCCUCUCGCCUUAGCCAAACUUGCUUUCCCGCCUCUCAGACUCAGGCUUCCCUGAACCCCUCGCUCCUUUCCCUCCACUUUCCCCUCCUCGAUCCAGCUCCACAAACCCCUCUCCCCCACUCCUUUUGCCCGCCCUCUCCCUUUCCCUUUCCCUUCCACAACUCCUCGUCCACCUCCACCUCAGGCUCCCCGAGCGCGCCCAGUUCAGUCGCCCGCUCCCGUUCCUCUCGAAGUCAUGGCGGGACCUGGGGGCUGGAGGGACAAGGAGGUCACGGAUCUGGGCCACUUGCCGGAUCCAACUGGAAUAUUCUCGCUAGAUAAAACCAUUGGCCUUGGUACUUACGGCAGGAUCUAUUUGGGACUUCAUGAAAAGACUGGUGUGUUUACAGCUGUUAAAGUGAUGAACGCUCGUAAGACCCCUCUACCUGAAAUAGGAAAACGAGUGAGAGUGAAUAAAUAUCAAAAGUCUGUUGGGUGGAGAUACAGCGAUGAGGAAGAGGAUCUUCGUACUGAACUCAACCUUCUGAGAAAGUACUCUUUUCACAAAAACAUUGUGUCCUUCUAUGGUGCGUUUUUCAAGCUGAGUCCCCCUGGCCAGAGACACCAACUUUGGAUGGUGAUGGAGUUAUGUGCAGCAGGCUCAGUCACUGACGUAGUGAGGAUGACCAGAAAUCAGAGUUUAAAAGAAGACUGGAUUGCUUAUAUCUGCCGAGAAAUCCUUCAGGGUCUAGCUCACCUUCAUGCACACCGAGUAAUCCACCGGGACAUCAAGGGUCAGAAUGUACUCCUGACUCAUACAGCUGAAGUAAAACUCGUGGAUUUUGGAGUGAGUGCCCAGGUAAGCAGAACUAAUGGAAGGAGAAAUAGCUUCAUUGGGACACCAUACUGGAUGGCACCUGAGGUGAUUAACUGUGACGAGGACCCGAGACGCUCCUAUGAUUACCGAAGUGAUGUGUGGUCUGUGGGAAUCACUGCAAUUGAAAUGGCUGAAGGGGCUCCUCCUCUGUGUAACCUUCAGCCCUUGGAAGCUCUUUUUGUCAUUUUGCGGGAAUCUGCACCUACAGUCAAAUCCAGUGGAUGGUCCCGCAAGUUCCACAAUUUCAUGGGAAAAUGCAUGAUAAAAAACUUCCUAUUCCGUCCUACUUCUGCAAACAUGCUUCAUCACCCAUUUGUUCACAAUAUCAAAAAUGAGCGACAUGUUGUUGAGUCAUUGACGAAGCAUCUUACAGCAAUCAUCAAAAAAAGACAGAAAAAAGGGAUACCUCUGAUCUUUGAAAGAGAAGAAGCUAUUAAGGAACAUUACACUAUAAAAAGAUUCAGGGGACCCUCCUGCACUCAUGAGCUUCUGAGAUUGCCAACCAGCAGCCGAUGCAGGCCACUUAGAGUCCUGCAUGGAGAACCCUCUCAGCCGAGAUGGUUACCUGAUCAAGAAGACUCACAGGUCCAGGCACUUCAGCAACUCCAGGGGGCAGCCAAGAUGCACAUGCCACUACAGGCUCAGGAGAACGCACCUAGGCCUCUACAGAGGCAAGCGCAGGCACCUCAACGACUACAAGGGGCAGCUCAGGUGUUCAUGCCACUACAGGCUCAGGGUAAGGUGAAGGCACCUAGGCCUCUACAGAUGCAUAUCAGGGCGCCUCCCCGACUACGGCGGGCAGCUCGGGUGCUCAUGCCACUACAGGCUCAGGGUAAGGUACCCAGGCCUCUAUUAAUACAGGCCAGAGUACCCAAAAGAGAGCAGCAGAUUCAAGGCCAGGCCCAAAUAUCAGAACAGCCACAAGAUCUGGACCAGGUGCCAGAGGAAUUUCAGGGGCAAGAACAGGUGCCUGAACCACAGCAACGGCAGGGCCAGGCCCCUGAACAACAGCAGAUACAGAACCAGGUACCUGAAGAGCAGCUGGAGCAGAAUGAGGCACCAGAAGAGGCAGAGGUACAAGAACAGGCUGUGGAGCCCACACAGGCAGAGCCUGACGCAGAGGAACCUGAGACAAUACGCGUGCAUGCCCAGGUGUUUCUGCCCCUGCUUUCACAAAACCACCAUGUGCUGCUGCCCCUGCAUCUGGACACUCAGGUGCUCAUUCCAGUGCAGAAGCAAACAGAGGGGGUACCUCAGGCACAGGCCUGGGCACUAGAGCCCCCGCAGGCAGUUGGCUCCAUCCAGGCACUGAUAGAGGGGUUAUCCAGAGACUUGCUUCGAGCACCACACUCAUACAACUCCAAGCCACUUGGUCCACUGCAAACCCUGAUGGAAAACCUGUCGGCAAACAUAUUUUACUCUCAACCAGAACAGGCACGGAAGAAAAAAUCUAAAGUUUCCAGUCUAAGACAGGCCCUAGCCAAACGACUGUCACCAAAGAGGUUCAGGGCGAAGUCAUCAAGGAAAGCUGAGGAGCUGGAACUCUCAGAUGGGGAAACCCGCAGGCGAAGGCGUCAGCGCCGAUGGGAAGAGAUCUUCAAUCAGCAUGAGGAAGAACUGAGACAAGUUGAAAAUGACAAAGAAGAUGAAUCAUCAGACAAUGAUGAAGUAUUUCAUUCAAUUCAGGCUGAAGUUCAAAUAGAACCAUUACAGCCAGAUGAUGCAGAUCCUAAAGGAAAUGAGGUCCAAGAGGCUUCUGUGUCUGUGCCUUGCAACCAGGAUCGUGCACACCGUGUCAAGUUCUCUUCAAGUGUUCUUCAGCUGUCUCUUCUGGAAGAAGCUGAGAAGCCCAUUGAGAACAGAGAAAGAAGUUCACAAAAUCCUGAAAAUUGCCCAGCAGCAUCAGAAUCUUCUUCUGAGGAAGAGAGUCCUGUGACUGGGAGGAGAUCCCAGUCCUCGCCGCCUUAUUCUACUAUUGAUCAAAAGUUGCUGAUUGAUGUCCAUGUUCCAGAUGGAUUUAAAGUAGGAAAAAUAUCACCCCCCGUAUACUUGACAAAUGAAUGGGUGGGCUAUAAUGCACUCUCUGAAAUCUUCCGGAAUGAUUGGUUAAUUCCUGCACCUGUCGUUCAGCCACCUGAAGAGGAUGGUGAUUAUGUUGAACUCUAUGAUGCUGGUGCUGGUACAGAAGGUGAUGAUGGUGACUCUAAUGAUGCUUAUGAAGAUACUUAUGACCAUGCCAAUGGCCGUGAUGGAUUGGAUAACCAGUUUGAUCAGGCUAAUUUUGUCUGCAAGGGCCAUGGUGGUCAGGACAACACUGAUGAGUUUGGUGAUGUAGCGAAUAAUCGCAAUGAUGCUCCUAUUUGGCCAAGGGCAAGCUAUGGCAGAAAUGGAAGCAGCGAGCAAGAUGGUUAUGAUGGAAAAGAAGGUGCUGGCAGUGGCCGUGGAAUCUAUAGAUCCAGUAGAAGACAUGGAGCAAGCGCAUUCUGUGAGGAAUUAGGUGCUGGAGAUGAGGCCUCCUAUGCCAUGGCCUCAGGUGCUGCACCCUCAGAGCUUGAUGAUGGAGAUGACAAUAAAGACAUAUCAGAAUCAUCAACACUAUCGGGAUUUUCUGCCAGCCACUCAUCUGCUUCCAGAGGUUCUGAGGGCUCUGUUGAUACUGACUUUGCCAGUGCCAUUUUAUAUGCUGGUUUUGUGGAAGUACCUGAAGAAUUACCUAAGCGACCCUCUGAUGUCAAUGUUAACCCACUCUAUGUCUCGUCUGCAAGUAAAAAACCACUAAUCCACGUGUAUGAAAAGGAAUUCACUUCUGAGAUCUGCUGUGGUUCUUUGUGGGGAGUCAAUUUGCUGCUGGGAACCAGGUCUAAUUUGUAUCUGAUGGACAGAAGUGGAAAGGCAGACAUUACAAAACUUAUAAAGCGAAGACCUUUCCGCCAGAUUCAAGUCGUGGAGCCACUCAAUUUGCUGAUUACCAUCUCUGGUCGUAAGAACAGACUUCGAGUGUAUCAUUUGACCUGGUUGAGAAACAAGAUUUUGAAUAAUGAUCCAGAAAGUAAAAGAAGACAGGAGGAAAUGCUGAAGACGGAGGAAGCCUGCAAAGCCAUUGAUAAGUUGACAGGCUGUGAACACUUCAGUGUCCUCCAACAUGAAGAAACAACCUAUAUUGCAAUUGCUUUGAAAUCAUCAAUUCACCUUUAUGCGUGGGCACCAAAGUCCUUUGAUGAAAGCACUGCUAUUAAAGUAUGCAUUGAUCAAUCAGCAGACUCCGAAGGAGACUACAUGUCCUAUGAAGCCUAUAUACGAAUACUGGCAAAAAUACAGGCAGCUGAUCCAGCGAACCGGUUUAAGAGACCAGAUGAGCUCCUUCAUUUGCUGAAGCUCAAGGUAUUUCCAACACUUGGUCACAAGCCAGUGACAGUUGACUUGGCUGUUGGCUCUGAAAAAAGACUAAAGGUUUUCUUCAGCUCAGCAAAUGGCUAUCACAUCAUCGAUGCAGAAUCUGAGGUUAUGUCUGAUGUGACCCUGCCAAAUAAUCCCCUGGAAAUCAUUAUACCACAGAAUAUCAUCAUUUUACCUGACUGCUUGGGGAUUGGCGUGAUGCUCACCUUCAACGCUGAAGCCCUGUCCGUGGAAGCCAACGAGCAGCUCUUCAAGAAGAUCCUGGAAGUGUGGAAAGACAUCCCAUCCUCUGUAGCUUUCGAGUGUACACAGCGAACCACAGGAUGGGGUCAAAAGGCCAUUGAAGCGCGCUCUUUGCAAGCAAAGGUUCUGGAAAGUGAGCUGAAGCGUAGGUCGAUUAAGAAGCUGAGAUUUCUGUGUACCCGGGGUGACAAGCUGUUCUUUACCUCUACCCUGCGGAAUCGCCACAGCCGGGUUUACUUUAUGACCCUUGGAAAACUUGAAGAACUUCAAAGCAAUUAUGAUGUUUAAAAGGUUCCAGUGAUUUAUUACACCAUUCACAAACAGCAUAUAUAUGCUACUUGCAUCUUCAGAUUUAUGAGAUUAAAUAAGCAUUCAGUUUUAUUGUUAGAGAAAAAUUAAUCAAAAACUUACUUUUAAUGUAGCACAGAAUAGUUUUUAACAAAAAAUGCAGCUUUAUAUAUAAAAUUAACUAUAGCAAGCUCUAUGUACUCCAGUGGUGUACAAUAUCUUUUGCACAAACUUUGUAACUUUUGUUACUGUGAAUUCAAUCAUUACUUUUAGGACACUUUGGACAGUAUCCAUAUGCAGAUUUUACAACAUGGAAUAAGGAAACCUGUUAUGAAUUAGAUUACAAGAAGCUUUCAAAAAAUUGGCCCUGGAUAAUAUUUUCCAGAAAAAAAUUUUAUAUGCACAAAUUAUUUGUGAUUUUUUUUUCCAAAAUCAUAUAAAGAAACAAAGACUAAAUGAUAAUAGUAAAAUCAUAAGGACUAUGGUAUAACUGAGACUAAGGUUAAACAACCUGCAUUCCCAGAAAAAGCAACAGGGAUAAAGGGGAAAAGGCCUACCCAUUAUCUUACAGUGAGGCCCACAAUUGUGUUCUUUUCACCCCAUGUUAAGGUGGUUUUCUCCUGAGAAGAAGAAAGGAAGGAAGCCUCAGAGGCUUGAUUUUCCUCAGAACCCCCAAAGAUGUGCAAUAGCUGUUUUUACAAACCACCAAAUAAUACACUUGCAAGCCUGAAUACAGGACUGAACUCCUAUAUGCAUGUACUGUAGAAUGAGUUUUUUUUUUAAUAUUUUUAAAAUAUAGGCGUCAAAUUCUAUCCCCAAGAUUGCUUGAUUUGUCAAAAAUUAUUAUCUGAUCAACAGUGUGACCAGCAGAUAGAUAGAAUCAAAUAUUCACUCAAUCACAAAUUAAACUAUAUAGACACUUCCCUGCAGUUAGUAAACGAAAGUAAAGCCAUGAAACAUAACAAGAAAACACUGAUUGCUAAUACUUGUGUUUUCGUAUGUCUAUCUCAGUAAAUCAGAAUUUCAAACGAUUUCAGUGAUUAGUCCCUAUGUAGAGACAUGAUGUUAUAGAUAAAGAUUUUGAAAAAAACCGCAUCAUGUGUCUCAGUCUGCACAAUUAGAGUAGUUGCAAUCAUGCUAGUCCGUCACCCAAAUUUGAAGAAGACGCCAUAGAUAGGUGAAAUUUGAUCACCUAUGAGAACUGCUACCUGGUAAAAAGCAUAACUUCUGCAUAUCCAUCCUCAAUACCAUGGUUAGUUCUGGGGCAGUAGACAAGCAAACAGAACUACCACCAAGUAUACCUCAUUAACAAUUCCUCUAGUUCUGCUUCUAAAAUCUGAAGACAGUGCUAUUGGGAUAAUAAUUUUCAAACUACCUGGUUAACCAAAAUACAAAAGCAGCUGACUGUGUGUGAUUUCUUGAUCACACAUUGUUUCUUGGCACCUUAGUGCCAGAAAUGAAGAUUUGGAUUUUCCUAACAACUUCUAUCAAGAGUUUAGUAGCUCAAUAUUGAGAAUUUAGGAGAACCUGAAUCCAUGAAUUGAAGAAAUAAAUGUGAUUCACAUUUCUGUUACUGUGACACAAUAAUGUGAUCCUAAAACUGGCUUAUCCUUGCGUGUUUACAACUCAAGUAACUUUUUAAAUACAGUAGUUUUAAAAAGAAAACAAACUUUAUGUCAAUUAUUUCCUUAGAAGUAGUCUUCAUUAUUAUAAAUUUGUACACCAAAAGGCCAUGGGGAACUUUGUGCAAGUAACCCAUCGCUGAGCAAAUGGAGCUUGCUAUGUUUGACUUUCAGAACAUUUUCUCAUUUUAAGUAGUGUGUAGAAUCAAGUCUUUUAAGAAUUCAUUUUUUUCUUCAUAAUAUUUACUCAAAGUUAAGCUUCAAAAUAAGUUUUAUCUUCAAGUCAUAUUUUUAAGGCAGUAAGACAAACUAUUUUAGGCAAUCAACUCCCAUUGUGCCCUGUGGCAGUUAUUCCAGCCAUCAUAGGCAACAGUGAACUCAGUCUACGGAGAUGUCCAAAAGUAACCACACAAGAGAGAUGGGAAAUGUGCAACUGAGCUCUAAGGGAUGAGAUGUUAAAUGAAGAGAGGAAACUGAGGACAUGUCAGGACAGAAGAUUAUAGUGUUGGGGAGCCAAAUAGAAAGGGCUGCACUUGCUUAAAGUGGUUCCUAGGAAAUGGGUAUUUCCAACUUGGAUGUAAAUCCAUCUCAAACCUUUGCCAACUAAAACAAGGAACCAAAGAGACAAUGAAAUGUCAUAGCAGUGCGCUUUGUAAUAGAAGAAAUUAUAUCUACUCUUCACCUUGUCGCAGGGAUGCUUGGAAGCCCUAGCCCUUCUCAGAAGUGUGGAGGAGGAUUCCUGACAAGCCAGUUUUCUGAGCCCUGGGAUUUGAAGCACGAAAAGUUCUGGCAGGUCGUGAGCAGUACUGGGACUAGAGUAGGGUUUUAUGUUAGUGUAAUUCAGGUAUUUUUUUCCCCCACCAAAACCCGUGUCCAAAAUAGGCAUUCUUGGAUAUGUUUGAAAACUAUAAAAUGAUGCAUUAAAAAGCUAAUGAUAAAAUUUCUGAGUGAUCAAGUCAGUUGAGAAGGUAAGCUCCUCAGAGCGAACAGAAAGAAAGGGAAACCAUUAAGAGGGUAAGACAGACAACUGAGAAUCACACAUGCACCCCCACACACACAUACAUGCAAGCAUGUGCACAAACAUUUAAAUGUAGACAUUUUAAUAUGUUCACUGUUGCAAGUUUCUAGAUGAAUGAAUCUCUGAGUGUUUUCUGCCAAGAUUCAUUUAGAAAAGACAGUAUUCAUAAAACUAGGAAUAAUGCCACAGAUAUUCAAUGGGAUCUUUUUAGUACUUCUCAAUUUGUUUCAAGAAAUGUGCCUGUUUAAAUCAGUUUGUAUUCAAUCUGUACUCUUAAAAAAUGAAACAAUCUUUGAGACUGCUAAUUGUUUCAUCAGAAACUCUGCAAUGAAUUAUUCAAUCUAUAACAAUAAAAAUUUUUAAAAUCGUU